GUAGUUUGUUGUUCUGAAAUGUCACACCUCUGAUGAGGGACGGAUGUCUGCAUGUGACCCAGCAGCUCUAUUUAUAUCAGCUGAGAAAGGCUCCACUCUGACAACACACAUCGGAGCAUGUUGCUACAGAGGACACACAACAGCCUACAGGGUGGACAUUUUGUCCUUGUGCCACAGAUAAGAUGAUACACGAGUGAGUGAUCAAAAUGGAUGACUUGGAUCAUAGUAUGCACAUAUCUGACCAUGACUGGCUCAGCUUCUUUGAGGAGAGUGAAGAGUGCGGUCUACUGCAUGUUUCACUGGCUUGUCCUGACAGCUCUGGUCUUAGUGAUGCAGAUGAUCCAGACUUUACCACACAAACCUACACAGCCAUAAAAGAACAUCACGCUGGAGGAGACAGUAAGGUACCUGUAGUUCAAGAAGAGGAAGAUUCAAUUGUUCAAUGUUCCUCUGGUGUGGACAGUAAAGGGGAAAGUAACCCAAAAUCUGAACCGGAGCCUGUUUUUAAGGAUGCACUUGGGGGUGACUGUAGGAUCUGGGCAGAGAAAGAGCACUGGUUUGUGAGUGUCUAUGACAAACCAUCUCAAAAACUGGUACCUGCUACUGUGCCUAUGGUUAAAAAGAAGAGCAAGCAGAAGAAAAUCUGUAAAAUGAACUGUGCACGUAAAGAUGAACUUAAAUAUUGUGAUCAAGUCAAAUUAUCUGAACAGAAAUUCUCAGAUACAGAUGCAGAGAUCUUGGAAACAGACAACAAUACAACAUCUCAUGAAUAUAGCUCAGACCAUUUGGACAUAGAAAAUACAGUUGAAUCAAUAACUGUCAAAUGUGACAUAAACCAAGUUAAAUCUACUGACACUAUAUUCACUCAGGAAAUAUGCUCUGGAAGUGCACAAAUACAACAAAAAUCUGACAUCAUAUGGAUUACAGGUUCCAGUGCCAGUGAACCAAGAGAGAUCAAAUAUGACACUUGCAAUGAAAUAACAAAAUGCAUCAAAAUUUCAGACACCAUGUUCGUUGAAGAGAAAGAUCGAGACGCAAGUAGUGAGAGCUCUCAAACUCAAGUUGCAAUGGAUCUGACAUGCCUUCACGAGUCUAGUAUAAACCAUGUAGACAUUUGUAAUUCAACAAAGAUCAAAAAUAGCACUUGUGUUAAGUUUGAUAUAACAAAACAAAUCUCUGACUCGGAGUGCACUCUAGAGGAAAGUGAUAAAAGAUUUCAGACUGAAGCAAAUGUGGAAAUUACACAUCUUGAAGAUUCUAGUAAUGAGGAAAAAAUGCAAAAUACUGUAAUAAAAAAUGCCAAAACAGAUGCUACCACCAAUCUUGAUGCAAUAAACCAAACCAGAAAUUCUGAUUCAGGGGGCAUUGAAGAGGAAUGCUCAAAGAUAAAUAACUUAACAUGUUUUAGAGCAUCUUGUAAAGAGAAUAGUCUUGAGUUGAUCAGUGGAAAUGGAUUUGAACCAGGAGUAGAUUCUAGCAAAUACACUGAUAAUCCAAAUACAUCUCAGACAAAUAGUGUUGAAUCUGACGAAUUUGCAGAUUAUGAGUCCUUCUCCAGUUGUAGUUAUGAUUCAGAAACUUACCAUUCUGCUACAGAGUCUGUGGAAAACCCUAGAUAUUUCUGUAUGCAAAAUUCACCUUGUCAUCUAUCUCAAAGUAUUAAUGAUGACAGUUCAAUAGAUGGGGGAAUGCACUUUGCAAGUAGAUGUUUCAAACAAGAUGGCGGCCAGUCCCUCAUAGAGACGUCACAGAUUUUUCCACUUGCCAACCACAGCGCUGACAACCCUUCAAAUCACAACUCCACAUGUAGCACUAGCACUGACGGCACUAAGCUCUGCAUGUCUGUGUAUACACCUCCAUCUGCAGACAAUUCAUCAACCUAUUUAGGAGAACAAUCCGAAUCCUCACCUCAACUUGAUGUUACUAUGGAAAGUCCUGAAGCAUAUGCAAAAGCUACUGGGAGCUCUCAGCCUGUAUAUGCCAUCUCUGCUUUCUGGAAUGAAAUGGAAAAAUUGACCAUCAAUGACAUCUUGCAAAUCAGAAUGGGAAGGUGCAUGUUGCCGAUUGAGGAAGCAAUUAUAUCAGAUGAUGAAAACACUACAUGUGGAGAUAAUGCAAGUACUAAUAAGGUCAGUGCAGUAAGACUACCUGACAGUCCUAUUUCAAACACACUGGAUACAGCUGAUUCUGACUAUUGUACAAAUUUAGAUGUGUUCAACCCUGAUCGUUCAAGUUGGGAUUUCUCUGCCUCUGAUUAUGAAGAGGAAUACUGGCAGUUUAUCAAUUCAAGUAGAAACUCAAGUCCUGACCAGCAUGACAAAAGUUACCAAAGUGAAUGCACAGAUUAUGUCUGUACAAGUGAAGAAUCAGACAAAACGGGUACACCAGUGCCUUCUGAAGACUGUUCCAUGGAGAAAUGGUCUUAUGAUUCCUCUUUUAAUUCCUGUGACCUUGCUAUGCCGCAACAGAUGAGAAAAAAUAAGAGUAUGUAUGAUAUUCACGCACCCAAGUCAAUAGAGGAUUUAUCGUCACAAGCAUUUCUGGAUCUGAGCAGCUGCAAGUCUAUGGAGGAGCCGCUGGAAAUGAGUGAUGGAUUUGAAGUAGUCACUCCAAUCAUGUGCCUCAUAGAUGAACAAUAUCAAAUAUCUUUCUCCAAAGUGUUUGAUUACCUGUUUGACGAUAACAAGACAAAAUGUGAAGCAAUCCCAGUCAGUGUCUAUGGACUACAGGGAAGCUAUGCAUCACCUAUGAAUGAAUAUACAUUUUGUACAGUAACUAAUGACCUGUCCGUCAUGCCCUGCAUUGAGGAGCCAAUCCCAAUUUUCUCCUGCUCACAUCCAACUGUAAGGGAACUGACAUUUCCCAAACCUGGCUGUAGUUUCUUGGGUACAAACUACACAAUAAUGAAGAAUGUGUCUCCGAUCCAAAUAGUGUCUCAGUCUAUUUUAGGGGGAAUGGAUUGUAAGCACACUGACCAAUCAUACUGCUUCUCCCAAGAUCUGUCAAGUUUGUACUCUAUCAAGAAGAUUUGUUUUCUUGACAAUGGUUCUGAUGUAUGGAGAUAUGAAGAUGAUGAUGAAGAAAUGCCAGUUUGUGCAAUUGAUUCAGAUGUUCCUAUGGUUGGUGAGGGAGGUGUCCUCUCCACACCCAAGAGGUUUAAAGAGGCAGCAUUUAGGAGGAUUUCUAUGGAGAAGAACCAGAUGCCAUCUGAUUCUCAAAGUAUAUUUUCCAUGAUAAAGCAGUCAGAUAUGUGUUUAGUCUGCAUUGCAUUUGCUUCUUGGGUGUUAAGGUCCUCUGACCCCGAGGCAGCUGAUGCCUGGAAAGCAGCCCUCCUGGCCAAUGUGAGUGCAUUGUCAGCAAUCCAAUAUCUGCGACAAUAUAUGAAGAGAAAAACUUCACCACAAGAAGAUCGAUGAUAAAAUAAAUGGAUACUUAAUGUUGCAACCAAUUUUGGGUCCACGUACACUAUGCCUCAAUGCAGAUAUAUAUAUUUGUGCUCAUCUCAAAGCUAGAUACAUUCACUGCAUAAUGUCUAGAGGAAACAGAUAGAAGGACUGGUUACUAGCAUGUAAAGCUACUGGAAAGCUGUAAUUAAGUUAAUGUAGUCAUUAGAAAUGACAGUGUGAGCGGUGUUGUAGGUUAAAUAUGUAUGUGAGAGGUAUGUGAGUGCUUAACAUUUUUAUUGAGAUUAUUGGAAGGUUUGAGCUGUGUCCCAGACCACGUGCCUGCAUUUGGGAUUUACUUCCUCUAGAGCUUAGAAGACAUUUCCAGAGGCUGAAAAAUAAGUUCUCUCAUUUUACU
Periophthalmus magnuspinnatus is the source of this 3801-nucleotide messenger RNA. It is a transcript of the gene perm1b, whose product is annotated as PPARGC1 and ESRR induced regulator, muscle 1. Gene Ontology annotation, biological process: regulation of DNA-templated transcription; response to muscle activity. Gene Ontology annotation, cellular component: nucleus; cytoplasm. The transcript has 4 exons. The record is from RefSeq and is a predicted model, not a curated record. NCBI's taxonomy places the organism in Eukaryota, Metazoa, Chordata, Actinopteri, Gobiiformes, Gobiidae. Bases 207 to 3416 code for a protein of 1069 amino acids.